AUGGCCCCGUUUGAGGCCUUGUACGAUUGGCGUUGUCGCACUCCAGUUAGUUGGUUUGAGUCUACGGAGCCUAGGUCGCGUGGUACAUACUUGUUUCAGGAGGCCUUAGUUCAUGUUAGGUUAAUUAAGGAUAGGAUCAGGACGACUCAAAGUAGAGAUCAGAGUUAUGCGGAUCAGAGGUGUCGAUCGUUGAGAUUAGCGACUGGUGAAUGGGUGUGCCUCCGAGUUUCGCCCAUGAAGGGCGUAAUGAGAUUUGGGAGGCGGGGAAAGCUUAGCCCCAAGUACAUUGGGCCUUUCGAGAUUUUGAGGACAGUUGGUGAUGUGGCCUAUGAGUUAGCUUUACCCCCAACAUUCUCAGCUGUUCAUCCUGUUUUCCAUAUUUUGAUGUUGCGCCGGUAUGUUCCAAAUGAGUCUCAUGUGCUCCAGUAUGAUGCCGUUAAGUUGGAUGAUUGCCUGACGUAUAUUAAGGAGACAAUUGCUAUUUUGGCCAGAGAUGUGAGGCAGCUGAGGUUUAGAGCCAUUCGUGUGGUGAGGGUCUGUUGGAGGCAUUGUCUAGUCGAGGAGGCUAUCUGGGAGUCCGAGCGGAAGAUGCGGGAGAAAUUCCUAGCUUAUUUGAGACCUCAUGUUCAAGCACAAGCUAUAAGCGUUGAGGUCAAGCCUGCAACGGUCUAUUCUGGAGACGAGGGUGAGCACAUGGCGUUCUGGGAUUUCCUGUUCUAG
Solanum verrucosum is the source of this 720-nucleotide messenger RNA. RefSeq lists its product as uncharacterized. The transcript has 3 exons. The record is from RefSeq and is a predicted model, not a curated record. NCBI's taxonomy places the organism in Eukaryota, Viridiplantae, Streptophyta, Magnoliopsida, Solanales, Solanaceae. The coding region runs from base 1 to 720 and encodes 239 amino acids.